Molecule: messenger RNA, 3747 nt
Organism: Aricia agestis (brown argus)
Lineage: Eukaryota; Metazoa; Arthropoda; Insecta; Lepidoptera; Lycaenidae
Gene: Mink
Product: dentin sialophosphoprotein
Exons: 5
Coding region: 65-3628 (1187 amino acids)
Source: RefSeq, a predicted model, not a curated record
AAACAAAACUAAAUUUUUAAUUUGUGUUUUUGAAUGCAAAAAAUUUGUAUCCAUUUUGUUAACUAUGUCUACGCGUUCUGGGAAACGCAUUCAUAGUUCUCCUCAAGGUGAAAAUAAUAACGAAAUUGAGGCUACACGAAAUGGAAUUAAAACACGGAGCAAGCGUAUGAAAAACAAGGAUUUUACUGAUAAACAUCUGACAGAGAAAAAACGAAAAAAGCAUUACGUGCGAUAUCCAUCCGACGAAAAAAUCGACAACAGUGAAAGCAAUGGAAAAAGUGAUCAAACUCUCCGCAAAUCCAGAAGAAACACUCUUAUGGAGCGCAACGCCGACGACAUCACAGCUGAAGAAACAGAGGUGAGGCAUCCGCUGAAAACGACACGCAGUACUAGGAAAUGCGAGGAACCCGAUGAUAAUAAUAUCACGCUUCACGUAGCAGAAGAUGUUGCCGAAAAAAAGAAAAAGAAGAAAAAGGCACCAAUAAUUAAUGAAAAUAAAAUGCACAUGAAUAAUGAUGAAGUUAUUGCCCCUUCUAAAAAGAAGACCAACAAGAAGAGAAAUAAAAAGAAAUCCAGCUCGAUUACAGUGGAAGAAGUUGUGGAGCACCCAAAAAUGUUGAAUGCGAGUGGAACAUCAGUAGACUCCUUCCAUAGUGCUGCCGGCAGCCCAAAAUAUGAAGAGAAUUGUGAGGAAUCUAAUAUGAGAGAAAAGAAGUCUACACUUGAGCAAAUGAAAUAUCCUACUGAAAUAAAAUUAAGUCCCAGUGUAAACAAUUCUUUAAAUAACAAGGGGCAUAUUAAUAAAGUUUCAUGGAACCAACUAAAUGGUCACGCUUCAAAUGAUGAACAGCUGGAGACUCGGAACUUAAGAAAGCGUAAAUCUAGUACUAGUAUUUCCAACAAUGUUGAAGAUGAAGGGAAAGUAGGUCACGUCACCAAACAAUCCAAAAGUAUUGGGAAAAAGAAGAGAAAAUUAUCAAAUACGUCUUUUGUGUCUGGUACUACAUUUGUUAAGGAAGAUAAAAUAAUCAACUGUACAUAUGAUAAGGAAUUUAAACUAAAUGGUACAUUUGAGAAGGACAAUAAGAAUAAUAAGACCACAACAUUUGAUACAGUGGAUGAAUCUAAUAUUACUUUUGAUAAAGAGGAGAAGCUGAAGAGAAAUAAGACAAACAAUACAACUGAUAAAGAUGACAAAAGUACUAACACAUUAGACAUGAAAAAUAACACUAAUACUGCAUUGAAUAAAAAAGAUCAAUCAUUUGGUAAUUACGGUGAAAGAAACAGUUUUAAAAUUAACUAUAAAGACACAUUUGGUGAAAAGGAUAAGACUAACACUACAUUUGAUAAAGAAGACAAAUAUAACAGCACAUUUAAUAAAGAAGAUGGAGCUAAUAGUACAUUUGUUAAAGAGUAUAGAGCAAAUGGUACAUUUGACAAAAAGGAUAAGACUAACACUACAUUUGACAAAGAAGACAAAACUAACAGCACAUUUGAUACCGAAGAUAGAGCUAACAGCACAUUCAAUAAAAAGGAUAGAACCAACAGUACAUUUGAUAAAAAGGAUAAAACUAACAGUACAUUUGAUAAGGAAGAUAGAGCUAACAGCACAUUUAAUAAAGAGGAUAGAGAUGACGGCAAAUUUGAUAAGACUAAUACUACAUUUCAUAAGGAAGACAGAGCUAACAGCACAUUUGAUAAGAAGGAUAAGACUAACACUACUUUCGAUAAGGAAGAUAGAGCUAACAGCACAUUUGAUCAAAAGAAUAAGACUAACACUACAUUUGAUAAGGAAGAUACAGCUAACAGCACAUUUGAUAAAAAAGAUAAGACUAACACUACAUUUGAUAAGGAAGAUACAGCUAACAGCACAUUUGAUAAAAAGGAGAAAACUAACACUACAUUUGAUAAGGAAGAUAGAGCUAACAGCACAUUUGAUAAAAAAAAUAAGACUAACACUACAUUUGAUAAGAACGAUAGAGCUAACAACUCAUUUAAUAAGAAGACAAGAGCUAACAGUAAAUUUGCCAAAAAAGACAAAACUAAUACUACAUUUGAUAAAGAGGAUAAAGUUAACACAACAUUUGACAAGGAUGAUAGAACUUUUGAUGAAAACCAUGAAGCAAAUACUACAUUUGUCAAAAAGGAUAAAGCCAACAGUACAUUUGACAAAUCAGGCAAAACAGAAUUGGCUAAAAAAGAAAAUAUGUACAACAACAUAGCAAAUGAGAACUCAGUAAAUAAAAAAAGAAACAGCAUUACAAUUGACAAAAGAAAAAGCGAAAUCAACAUAUCUUCAGACAACAUUUCUAACGAUAAUUCCAACGAAUCCUUACUCACGUCGGAUACAUCAAAAUCAUCGCAUAUCAGUGUCACCAGUGAUGAAUCGCAACGUGAAAACAUUUUAAACAACACCCCCCUACUAGUAGAAAGUAGUAUGGAGGAGGAAAAUAUUUCUAAAACUACCCUACUUACUAGCCCUACACCCAGAACUGUAGACACAACACCAUCCACUCCGUUAAAACGAGAGGGCACCUUCACUAAGGACAGCCCAGAGCCUAAAGUCUUUGCCAAAAACAGAAAAAGUGUGGAUAAAACUCCCACAAGGAGAAAGUCGCUCCCUUCACCGGGUUGCACCCCAUUCCCACUUGCAAAGUCUCUGUCCAAGGACAAGAGUAGUUUGAAUGUUACCCGCUCAAUAGAAAAAUCGAGGAGAUCAUCCAUAGAAGAAAUGGUGCCGAGAGCCACUAAAGUGAUGUUCUGCAGCCCCUCCAACAACCUGACUGUGGUCUCCGCAAUGAAGGGAAAAAUUAUUAAAUCCAGCCUCAAAGGAUCAAACAAAAGCUUUAUUUUUGAUGAUAACAGUUGUUCAUCGCCGCCGCGCGUGGCGGGCCGCAAGCGCUCGCAGACGGCGGACCGCGCCGCAGGGCCGGAGCCCCACGCCAAACGCUCUCGCCUGGUAGAGCCCCCUGUGGCUACCGUGCCGUCGCCCCGCCCGCCGCGCCUGCGCACUAGGACGCUCAGCGCCUCUGCAAAACUCCCUGAAGUAAUCUCUGAAGCGCGCAGGGACAGCCCGGCGAGGGAGCGCGUGCGCACGCGGCUGCCCAACUUCGCGGCGCUGCACGCGCGGCAGUUCGCGCGCAUGGAGUCGCUGGACGAGUGCCAGCGUCGCCGCGCCGAGCGCGCGCGCCUGCUGCUCACGCCCACCGGGCCCGUCGCCGUCGACCGACUCAGCCCUAAGGACAACCAAGCACCCAAACAAUCUGAGCCAAACCCACCCAGGAAGACCGAGACACCGACGAAGAGCAAGCCGCAGGCGGCGGCGGCCGGCUACUCGCGGUUCGGCUUCAAGCUGCAAGCCGACUUCGCCAAGAAUCCCUUCAGCUUCACGGCGUCGAAGACUGCAGCGGCGGCGCGGACCGUCGCGGCGGGGCUCAAGCGACAGGCGACCAUGCCGUCGCUGGCGGGCACCACGCGCAAGCAGCUCGCGCGCCAGGCCGUCAUGAGGGAGAAGUCGUUCGCGGGGAAGAGAGACGACAACAGGCAGGAGAGCAGGACGGUGAUCAAGGGCGUGCGCACCAACAGACGCUUCGAGCUGCAGAUGAGGAUGAGGAAUAUUAACACCUAGAUACUGUUAUUUUUUCAUAUACCCGUCUAUAAUCAUGUUAAUGUUAUGACUUAUCAGUGAGGUGCAGUGUACAGCUCGACAAGGCUUUUUAUGAACGUGGAUGACAUUGACGGGAGCGC